Molecule: messenger RNA, 2864 nt
Organism: Chrysochloris asiatica (Cape golden mole)
Lineage: Eukaryota; Metazoa; Chordata; Mammalia; Afrosoricida; Chrysochloridae
Gene: TMTC3
Product: transmembrane and tetratricopeptide repeat containing 3
Exons: 13
Coding region: 24-2783 (919 amino acids)
Biological process (GO): protein O-linked glycosylation via mannose
Cellular component (GO): endoplasmic reticulum
Molecular function (GO): protein binding; mannosyltransferase activity
Source: RefSeq, a predicted model, not a curated record
CCAGUGUCAGUCCAUGAAUAUUUAUGAAAAAGAUGGCCAAUAUUAACUUCAAAGAAGUAACCUUAAUAAUAGGUGUGGUGACUGCCUGCUAUUGGAACAGCCUCUUUUGUGGUUUUGUUUUUGAUGAUGUUUCAGCAAUAUUGGAUAAUAAAGACUUACAUCCAUCUACACCUUUAAAAACCUUAUUUCAGAAUGACUUCUGGGGAACUCCUAUGUCUGAGGAGAGAAGUCACAAAUCUUACCGUCCUUUAACAGUAUUGACAUUUCGUUUAAAUUAUCUGUUUAGUGAACUGAAGCCAAUGUCAUAUCAUCUCUUAAAUCUGAUUUUUCAUGCUGUGGUUAGUGUGAUAUUUCUUAAAGUCUGCAAACUUUUUCUGGACAACAGGAGUAGUGUGAUUGCUUCCCUGCUUUUUGCAGUGCAUCCAGUACACACAGAAGCUGUAACAGGUGUUGUAGGAAGAGCAGAACUUUUAUCAUCGAUAUUUUUUCUAGCUGCAUUUUUAUCAUAUACCAAGUCAAAAGGACCAGAUAAUUCUAUAGUGUGGACUCCAAUUGCACUGACAGUAUUUUUAGUGGCUGUUGCAACCUUGUGUAAAGAACAAGGAAUAACUGUUGUGGGAAUUUGCUGUGUAUAUGAAGUGUUUAUUGCCCAGGGGUAUACUUUGCCAUUAUUAUGUUCUACUGCUGGACAGUUUGUCCGUGGAAAGACUAGUAUUCCAUUUUCUAUGCUGCAGACACUAAUAAAACUCAUUGUCCUGAUGUUUAGCACACUGUUACUUGUGGUGAUUAGAGUCCAAGUUAUUCAGUCCCAGCUUCCAGUAUUCACUAGGUUUGAUAAUCCAGCUGCUGUAAGCCCAACUCCUGCAAGGCAGCUAACUUUUAACUACCUUCUUCCAGUGAAUGCUUGGCUUCUAUUAAAUCCUUCAGAGCUCUGCUGUGAUUGGACAAUGGGAACAAUACCACUUAUAGAGUCAUUUCUAGAUAUUCGAAAUCUUGCCACAUUUACUUUCUUUUGUUUUUUGGGAGCUCUGGGAGUAUUCAGUCUACGAUACUCUGGUGAUUCCUCUAAGACUGUUUUAAUGGCACUUUGUUUAAUGGCACUACCAUUUAUUCCUGCAUCGAAUCUUUUUUUCCCAGUUGGAUUUGUUGUUGCUGAGCGAGUACUAUAUGUUCCUAGCAUGGGGUUCUGUAUCUUGGUAGCCCUUGGAUGGCAGAAAAUGUCAAACAAAAGCGUAUUAAAAAAGUUAUCCUGGGUUUGUCUCUCUAUGAUGAUACUCACUCAUGCCUUAAAAACAUUCCAUAGAAAUUGGGACUGGGAGUCUGAAUAUACGUUGUUUAUGUCAGCUUUGAAGGUAAAUAAAAAUAAUGCAAAAUUAUGGAAUAAUGUGGGCCAUGCCCUGGAAAAUGAAAAGAACUUUGAGAGAGCUUUAAAAUACUUUUUACAGGCUACGCAUGUCCAGCCAGAUGAUAUUGGUGCUCACAUGAAUGUAGGAAGAACUUAUAAAAAUUUAAAUAGAACCAAAGAAGCUGAAGAGUCUUACAUGAUGGCUAAAUCACUUAUGCCUCAAAUUAUUCCUGGUAAAAAAUAUGCAGCCAGAAUUGCCCCUAAUCACCUAAAUGUUUACAUAAACCUGGCCAACCUCAUCCGAGCAAAUGAGUCCCGCCUAGAAGAAGCAGAUCAGCUGUACCGACAAGCAAUAAGCAUGAGGCCAGACUUCAAGCAGGCCUACAUUAGCAGAGGAGAAUUGCUUUUAAAAAUGAAUAAACCUCUCAAAGCAAAGGAAGCAUAUCUUAAAGCACUAGAGCUGGACAGAAAUAAUGCAGAUCUUUGGUACAACUUGGCAAUUGUUCACAUUGAACUUAAAGAACCAAAUGAAGCUCUAAGAAACUUUAAUCGUGCUUUAGAACUAAAUCCAAAGCAUAAGCUUGCACUGUUUAAUUCUGCAAUAUUAAUGCAAGAAUCAGGUGAGGUUAAGCUCAGACCUGAAGCUAGAAAACGACUUUUAAGCUAUAUAAAUGAAGAACCACAAGAUGCUAAUGGUUAUUUCAAUUUGGGAAUGCUUGCCAUGGAUGACAAAAAGGAUGCUGAAGCAGAGGUUUGGAUGAAGAAGGCCAUAAAAUUACAAGCAGAUUUCAGAAGUGCUUUGUUUAACCUGGCUCUCCUGUAUUCUCAGACUGCAAAGGAAUUAAUGGCUUUGCCAAUUUUGGAAGAAUUACUCAGAUACUACCCUGAUCAUAUCAAGGGUCUCAUUUUGAAGGGAGACAUUUUGAUGAAUCAAAAGAAAGAUAUACUUGGAGCCAAAAAAUGUUUUGAAAAGAUUUUGGAGAUGGAUCCAAGCAAUGUGCAAGGAAAGCACAAUCUUUGUGUUGUUUAUUUUGAAGAGAAGGACUUAAUAAAAGCUGAAAGAUGCCUCAUUGAAACAUUAGCAUUAGCACCACAUGAAGAAUAUAUUCAGCGCCAUUUGAAUAUUGUCAGAGAUAAAAUUUCUUCAUCUGGUUUUGUAGACCAGCCAAUAUUUCCAACUGGUGAGACUUCACAUAUAGAAGAAGGAGACAAAAUUCCAACUGAAAAUAUUAAAGAAGUUAGUAGUGAACCCAAACCCACACAGACCACAAAAGCAAGUGAUGGUAAAAGUCAGUCUAAAUCCAACAGACAAUUGGGAAAAAAUACAGACAAAGAUACCCCCCACAAAACAACAAAAGAAAUCAAAGACAUUGAGAAGAAAAGAGUUGCUGCUUUAAAAAGAUUAGAAGAGAUUGAACGUAUUUUAAAUGGUGAAUAAUAGCAUUACUAUUUAUCAUAUUACAAUGGUAGCAAAGAACUUCAGUCUGUAUCAUUUUAUUGUACUGGGAGCUUUGAAAGA